UAUGUGGAAUGCUUAAUGGGUGCAGUUAAUUGUCCUACCUGGAGGCUAGCAGGCAACCCCGUUCUCUGUAGAGUAGAACUCCUGAAGUCUUCCAGCUGUCUGCACUCUCAGCACCAACUGAACUACCCGCCAAAUUAUCUACAGAGCCCAAAGAUGUUCACCUUGAAGAAAACCAUGUUACUCCUUUUCUUUGUUGGGCUCAUCUCCUAUUCUCUCUGUGACCAAGAGAGAGAAGCCGAUGAAGAGGAAAAUGGAGGGGAAGUUGCAAAGAAAGAAGUAAAAAGAAGUUUUGCAGCAGCCAUGGCCGCUGUGAGGAACAAAAUGAAUGAGUGCAAAGCCAAUAAUUUUAAAGGAGCGGAAUGUGAAACUAUGAAAAAAUAUAUGAAACAGUAAUAAGAAUUAUUCUGAUGUGGAAUAUCAUUUGGCUGAAUCCUAAACGUCUGAUAAAAAAAUAAAAAUAUCACUUAAACUGA
Molecule: messenger RNA, 473 nt
Organism: Rana temporaria (common frog)
Lineage: Eukaryota; Metazoa; Chordata; Amphibia; Anura; Ranidae
Product: brevinin-2HS2A-like
Exons: 4
Coding region: 16-393 (125 amino acids)
Source: RefSeq, a predicted model, not a curated record